Messenger RNA from Chara braunii, 3276 nucleotides. NCBI's taxonomy places the organism in Eukaryota, Viridiplantae, Streptophyta, Charophyceae, Charales, Characeae. The record is from the annotation of a GenBank genome assembly.
GUGCAAGUUACAUGCCCAGCAUUACGGCUCGCAUGACAACACUAUUCGGAGACAACUGCCGCCGGCGAAUAUAAAUUGCCACAGGACUCUCGACGCCCAGAUUUGGGAACGAAUAUUCGCCACAUGACGCUUGGCGCCCAGAUUUGGAGAACAAUUGGCACCCGCGCAAACCGACUCCUCGUUCCUUUUGCUGUGUCACUACCGGUAGGCCGCUAGCAUUAAAAAAGGGAACAAGUAUCACCGUCCAUUGGCGAUUGGUAGCAAGGGUGAAUGCGCGGCGAGUUUUUUUUGGGGGCCGUGCACGCACUCUUCUCCCCAACCAAUUUGCCGCCCACACAUCUGUCGUGCAGUUUCGCGAGUCGUCUAGCAGGGGCCGCGUUGAGCGGCGGGGUGGGGAGUUUGCGGAAGUUUUGCCUUCGCCCUCGCCGUCGCCCGAGUUUCGUUUUCGCGCUCGCUCUUGAGAUACAGUCACCAUGCAAGGGGCUCUCCGAGCUACGCUGGUUGCUGCGCGGGGCGCCGUUGCUCGCCAUGCUGGCGGGAAAUGGCGGGGCGGGGCUUCGUCGUCAUCGUCGACCAGUCAACUGCUGCCACGUGUAGGGCAGUAUGUCAGGGGAGCAGCGGCGGCGGAUUUGUGCUCCUCUCGCUUCCCCGCCGCUUCAUGGGGUGGAGUGCGGAUGUUCAGCACCCCGGCCAAGCAGAUGACCGUCCGAGAUGCAUUGAACUCGGCCAUCGACGAGGAGAUGGCAGCGGAUAUCAAAGUGUUCAUUAUGGGAGAAGAGGUAGCGGAGUACCAGGGCGCAUACAAGGUAACGAAGGGGUUGCUCCAGAAAUAUGGGCCCGACCGCGUCCUUGACACUCCAAUUACUGAGGCUGGGUUCACUGGCCUCGGCGUCGGCGCGGCAAUGUACGGACUGAAACCGAUCGUGGAAUUCAUGACCUUCAAUUUCUCCAUGCAGGCGAUUGAUCAAAUCAUCAACUCAGCCGCCAAGUCGCACUACAUGUCUGGAGGGCAAUUGACGGUCCCAGUUGUGUUCCGAGGGCCCAACGGUCCCGCAGCCGGUGUCGGGGCGCAGCAUUCACAGUGUUUCGCCGCGUGGUACUCCUCUGUCCCAGGUCUGAAGGUGGUCUCCCCGUACUCGUCGGAGGACGCCAGAGGUCUGCUGAAGGCGGCCAUUAGGGACCCCGAUCCCGUCGUUGUGCUGGAGAACGAAUUGCUGUACGGCGAGGCGUUCCCUGUUUCCGAGGAGGCGCUCGACUCCAACUUCGUCAUCCCGAUUGGUAAGGCCAAGAUUGAGCGGGAAGGGACAGAUCUGACUAUCACUGCCUUCUCAAAAAUGGUUGGCUUUGCGCUGAAGGCUGCGGAGGAGCUGGCAAAGCAGGGCAUCAGCGUAGAGGUCAUUAACCUGCGAUCGAUCAGGCCGCUGGAUAGAGAUGCGAUCAACAAGUCUGUACGGAAGACGUCUCGUCUUCUGACGGUGGAGGAGGGAUGGCCGCAAAAUGGGAUUGGCGCAGAGAUUUGCGCGUCUGUGGUCGAAGAGAGCAUGGAUUUCCUCGAUGCUCCAGUUGAGAGGAUCACAGGUGCCGACGUCCCCAUGCCAUAUGCUGCCAAUCUGGAGAGAGCGGCAAUUCCGCAGGUGGAAGACAUAAUGCGGGCGGCGAAGAGGGUUUGCCAGAGGAGCGGGGAGGCGAAGCGUGCUGUAGCAUGAGGAUGUGCUUUGCUCGGCCUGCUGUUCUGUUGGAUUGUAUGACGUCGUUUGUCCGGUCAUCAAUGGCCCCAGGCAACUGGAGAUCCUAUUUUGAGCCUCUUCGGAAAUUUAGGAGCCCGAGCGCCGUAGAUAAAAUGAAUCGGUGGCGGGCAGCCUCCAAAAGGGGCCCGCGGCCGAUAGCUGCCGGCAUGUACUUGUGCUUUAACUGUUAAUACUAUCUGCUAAUGGUUCAGGUGAUGUGCUAACAUUGCAGGCGGCGAUUUACAAAGAGCCUGUCGCAGUAGAGUGAUGCGAAGUUCCGCUCGACAGCGGUGGAGAGGGGUCGGGAGCACUACGUGGAGGCCCGGUGCGGUCUAAACUCAGGUCGCACCUCGUAAUACCGUGGGAUAAUUGCACUCCACGGUUGUAUUUAGCAAGCGGUAGGGGUCAUAUUGCCUGGUAGUAGUGAUAAUGUUUAUUGUUCGCUGUCCGGUAGAUUUUCUUUUAUCGUGAUGAAGACCACCAGGGAGUGACGGAGGGAGGGAGGGAGGGAAGGAGACGAUGGGUUGCCUCUAUCACCCUGGCAGAAGUUUGGAUGUGUGGAAACCGGGUUCGAGGCAUGGAAUUCACCAUGAAACUUCGUGGCACCUGUCGUGAAACUUCCAUGUCUGGUAAGUUUUUCUGCUGAUGGCAAUGGGGAGAUGAUCAGGUUCUCGAAGGAUGGAUUUCCGGGCAGAUGUGGAUAAGAGGAAAGGAGGAGAGGAUGAGAGGAUGCGGAGGAGAGGAGGAGAAAAGGAGAGAAGGAGAGGAGGAGAGGAGGACAAAAUCUGGGUCGACAACCGUGCACAUUCUCACGUACCCUUUUUUGUAUUUGGGGAUGUGCAUCUUCUUUUGUUAUGGAUUCGCAAGGGGAGGGUUUAGUUUAGGAUCCGGAGUUUUGGAUAAAAGCUUCAGUGAUGAACAGCGGCCUAGCUCAGUUGGUAAGGCACGCAAGUGGCAUUCAGGAGGUCUUGGGUUCAAUCCCCAUUGACCGGUGUACCUUCCUGGGGAAGCGAGGUGCCCACCACCUAGAGAUAUGCCGUUGGUCCCCCUAAGUGGCAUUGAGCAGAGACUGCUGAUGAUCAUAGCGGGAGGGGACCGGAGGGGAGGCACAGUGACUGACCCAUCGAAGUAGCUCGGUGCUGAUGCUAUCGGCUGACCCCUGCCCGGUAUCACCCACCUGCUGGUGGGUGCAAGCCGGUAUCACCCACCUGCUGGUGGGUGCAGCUGGCGCAUGUUCCCUCGUUGGAGGCUUGAGCACGGAUGUGGCUGCUACGGAGUUCCCCGUAAUACUAAAAUGACAAUAAAAAAGGCCUGGAAGGCCGUCCUGUCCAGAUUCAACAGGUAAUUUAUUAGCUUUUAUUAAAAGAUUAAAAAGAUAAACACUGUUAUUGGGGCGGUAUUUGUUUUGAUUUCUUUCCUCAAAUGGCUUGUUGUAUUUGCGCACGUUGUAUUUGUGCACGUGUGCAAAACCGUGUCGUUUUGUACAAGAAUUGUUUGGUUCGCUAAUGCUUAGUCAUUAUGUGAUGGAUAAUGAAAAAAAAGACCCUUC